Molecule: messenger RNA, 1206 nt
Organism: Suillus subaureus
Lineage: Eukaryota; Fungi; Basidiomycota; Agaricomycetes; Boletales; Suillaceae
Exons: 1
Coding region: 283-978 (231 amino acids)
Source: RefSeq, a predicted model, not a curated record
AUUUCACGUCCAUCCUGAUCAUUGCUGUCUGCUUUCCUCAAAGCUUGAUGUUAGCCAAAGUACCAUAGACCACUGGGAUCCACCGGGCCCCCUUUAUGUAUCUGCAGCUUGGAUAGUGCUUGUCAAAGUGCUGUGACCCUGGCAGUCAAAGUAGCCACACCUCUCGACUAUAAAACUAGGUCGCAUCAUGGUGGCACAAACCAUCGACUCGCAAUCAGUGCGACUGCUGUGUUUUUCGUGUAUCUAUCAUAAUAUCUCGCCUGUCUCUAACGUCCGUGCACCAUGAUUCCCCCGUUUUCCGUCCCUGUCUAUGAACCACUUCCCUAUGCUCUUUCAGGUCUCAGCUUCACGCGGCUACCGAUGUACACACAGCGUUACCUGCUAGACAUUGCAAAGUCGACACCUCCUCAUACGCCCAAAGUGAACCCUGUGUUGGACGAGCGCUCAAUCAUAUCACUGGCUCUCUCCAUGAAUCUUAUAGGGAAUGACAUAGCCCUCGUUAAUCUGCGGCACGAGACCAUCACCAUGGCCCGUGAUCUUGAAAGAGGCAUCUCGCCUCAGGCUAGUGCACAGCGGCACCUGGCAGCGCAGAAUAAGCGCCUCCAAACAGUAUUGGGUACAUUGCUGCCAGAGCGAGAGCUCAUCUUCAACGAAUUCAUGAUCAAGUUUGACGCGCUUGUCUGGCUGGAUCAAGAAGGACGCGAGAAUCAUACCCCUGAGGAUUGGCAGAGGUACAGGAACGCGCUGCUGAAACCUAUUCUUGACCAUACAAGCGAACAGCUUGUCGCACGGGACGAAUACGUCAGGAAUCUGCCAGUGAUUAACGAAUAUUACUACCGGGCGCCUUCCUUACCAUACUCACGACUGGGUUCACCCAACCCAGACGCAAGCCGCACACGCUCCUGGAGAUCUGCUACCCGUGGACCUGAUUCCGGACAGGAUUGGUCCAGGGGUCGGAUGUUAAGCCGGCAUUCAUAAAGGACUUAGUAUCAUAUUGUCCACAAAUCGAACAAUUCAUUAUACAAUGAAGCACACUCAUUAAUGCUGUUACAUACAUACAUACAUACAUACAUAUUCUAUAUACUUGAUCACACUGGGAUAUCUAUACAGCGUUGCAAUCGUUAUCUCUCCAGUGGUGUGAAGUAUUAUGCCGUGUCCGUAAGCCUCGAGUGGAAAAUUCAACUGCCCCCAUGGGCUUCUUAAUCC